UUGAACAUGGACAUGCUUCUUGCACACAUACUCUCCUAAAGAGACACACAGGUGAGAGACAGGCAUAGUGAGACAGAGACACUAGUGGGAGGGACCCUGGUAUAGAUUGAUGUGUGUGAGUAUUCUGAGUUCACUGACCCCAACCCCCACCACCACCACCACUGUAUGACACACAACUGUUACAUACAAACACACUGGGUGGGGCAUCGUGGCAGCAAUAAAUGAUUGGAUUAAUGCUUGGUGUCUACAGCAGCCCUCAGGGAUAUAAGACUACCACAGUGGACAAACCUCACAUGCUCAGAGCCACUAUCAGAUCCCGCCCCUCGGACUCCAACCAGUCUGGCCAGCAGCAGAGCCAGGACCAGCACCAGAGUCAGCCUUUCCAGCACCAGCAGCAGCGCAGACCAAACCAGCAGCAGCACCAGCCAAGCCUCAGCCCCAAGCUUCUCUACCAACCAAGCCUUCGUCCCAAGCCGGUCUACCAGCCAAGCCUCAGUCCCACUCCUGUCUAUAGGAGACUCAUAACCUGGCAGCACAAGGACAACACCAAUACAGACAGCAACACCAUCAAGACCAACAACAGCUCUCACAGUAACAGCAUCAAGAGACAGGUGGACAUGACGUCCCAGAACGUGUUUGGUCAGCCACGUGUCCUGGCCUCGCUGCGGGGACCUCCCUCUCCGCGACAGACCCGCAAGACAACAAAUCUAGAGGAGGAACUGAGGAGGCUCAUCAUACCGGACAACACAUCAGAGGACUCAGGGAGGGAUGCAUACUGCCGUCAUAGCCUCUCUACAGAGAUCAGUCUAGACAGUGGUCCCCUGGACUAUAGUCUUGCCUGUUCCCCAGUGUCUGACUGCCCAGGGUUGGUGGGGCUGGAGGACCUGUCUGCCUCUGAGUUGUCCCUGACAGAGGGCUGGGACUCUGGGCACAUCCCCCUACCGGACCCUGCCGGGAGCCUGGAGUGGAGCAACCUAGUCAACGCUGCCAAGGCCUAUGAGGCACAGAGGACAGUGGAGCCCAUUCUCCCCAGCAAGCCCAUUAAGCAUGGAUCAGAGGGUGGACCCGCUGCUUGCCCACCCAAUUACUACACUCCUCAGGGAUACAAUUCCCAGCCCGCACUAAGAAGUGAAGUGCCCAGUGAUCUGUCUGAUAGACUUCACCACCUGGAGGUGCUGCUGAGACACUUGGAGAGCAACCUGGAGAAGGAGAGGCAGGACAAGAUGGCCCUGAUGGAGGAAGUGACGAUUCUGAGGGAGACCAACCAGCGCCUGUGGGAGGAGUCUCUUUCCUCCAAUGAAAAGUUCUGUAAACUCAGACUUGUUCAACGUGGACCCAGGAAUGAUGCCUAGAGAGAGUAUGACCAACAACACUAAGAGGAGAGAGGGAUAACUUGAACAGAGGGGUGGAGGAAAACAUUGUUUUAUGUUAUUGUCUGCAAAAUGUAGAUAUACAGCACCAGUCAAAAGUUUGGACACACCUACUCAUUCAAGGGUUUUUCUUU
Molecule: messenger RNA, 1504 nt
Organism: Coregonus clupeaformis (lake whitefish)
Lineage: Eukaryota; Metazoa; Chordata; Actinopteri; Salmoniformes; Salmonidae
Product: signal-induced proliferation-associated 1-like protein 3
Exons: 7
Coding region: 222-1352 (376 amino acids)
Source: RefSeq, a predicted model, not a curated record